This is a messenger RNA of Acanthoscelides obtectus, 823 nucleotides long. NCBI's taxonomy places the organism in Eukaryota, Metazoa, Arthropoda, Insecta, Coleoptera, Chrysomelidae. The record is from the annotation of a GenBank genome assembly.
UUGUGAUAAACGAAUGGAACCAAAUGGUAGCAGAUGGAGACGAUUCGUCAUGAAAAAUAAUAAACGAUCCAUUUGGAGUCAUAAUAUUGGGUUAAGUAAACAACAAGUAUCUGAUAGCGAUACCCCUGCAGAUUUUAGACAAACGGCGAAGACACAAAGCAUAAAAGAAAAACAACCUAAACAAGACCAACAAGUCGAGGAUGUGGCAAGAACUGGACCUCGUUUACAUUCGACGAGCACAGCCAAACGCUUAGUCGUUUUUGGAAUGGCAACGUCUACAGCCAGUGAUGGGUUGAGAGCUAUACCCAUGAAAAUAUGGAUGUACCAAGACAACGACCCUAAGCAUUCAUCUCGACUAUGCCGCAAUUAUUUGGACCAGCAGCAAAAACUUGGUGAACUGAAAAUCUUGACGUGGCCUUUCCAGUCUCCAGAUUUGUCACCAAUCGAGUAUUUGUGUGAUGAAUUGGACAGGCAGGUGAAGCAACAAGAGUCUACUAGUGCUGCAGACUUGUGGGCUAAUCUGCAGGAAGCCUACCCCAAUUUAAAUCAUGAACUAGACGAUAUCGAUACCGUUGACAAUACAAACACUGCCAAAGAUACAAUCAACGAAACAGGACAAACUGACUACCAAAAACAUCCUUUUGUUAUUGACAAAACUAAUACUAACGAAGACGAAAUUGAAAAGGAUGCUGAAACCCGGCACUCUAAUAAUCAACACCCGGUUGUUACAAUUCCUAUAUCAGACCAACCAUUGCCCAAAAUCAGAUCACAGCAAGCCCCAGUGUGCAGCAUCACAAAGGGCACAUAUAUGCAUGAAAAGUAA